CCAGAUGAGUCGAAGGCGCGUCGAAUGAAAACCAGGCGAUCGCAGCCUCGUUGAAUGGGCGGUGUUGCUUAAGUCAGCAUUGGGCUUAUUAAACAUUGGCCCAAAACUGAAUGAGUAUUGGGCUUUGAACUCGGAUCCAAACCCUUUUCAACAAAACCCGGCCCGUAUCGGAAUGGAUUCGGGUGAUCAUCACCAUUUCUUUUUGCUAAUAAUUCUUCUUCAUAAUUAAUCUGAUCUCUAAAAUGAAGAAAGUUUCAGGUAAUGUACAGUUGUUUUAUACAGAAAUAUGGCGAAUGGAAAUUUCAUCUGGAAUGUAGGUAGAAAGUAUUUCGCCGCCGGUGUGAUUGGCCUCGCAAUAUCCGACCGUUAUGCCAGCUUAAUGGCUGUUCGUGGUUCCUCCAUGGCUCCCACUUUCAAUCCCUACGAGCGAAAAUCCAGUCGAUCUGUAUCAGAUGAUUACGUCUUGGUCGAGAAGUUAUGCCUCGGCAAAUACGAGUUCGUGCGGGGUGAUGUCGUUGUUUUUCGUUCACCGAGUAAUUACAAAGAGAAAAAUGUAAAGAGAAUUACUGCCCUUCCAGGUGACUCUGUUCAUCUCCCUUCAUUUGACACUGUGAGGAUUCCAUCAGGGCAUUGUUGGGUUGAGGGAGACAGUUCAGCUUGUAGCCUAGACUCGAGAUCAUUUGGCCCCAUUCCUCUUGGUUUGAUUUGUGGCCGAAUUACACAUGUUGAAUGGCCACCUCAAAGAAUGGGUAAAGUUGACAGUGGAGUAUCUGAGGACAGAUUGCCAUUCACAACUUAACCGCAGGUUAUUGUUUCUUCUUUAGAAAACAUGGAAACUGAUGAAUUAUUUGUUGCAAAACAAAAACUCUUGACUCAUAUUUUUAUUCAUAUUUUCUUAUCUCGUAUUUGAGGCAUGGCAUUGUAGUGAUGACACACACACACACGUACACGUUUUAAAAAUCUAUAUCUAAUAUUUAUAUAAAAAAUUGUUAAUUUUCAAAUAGUGCAGUAUCAUCGAGUCCUUCACAAAUGUUUGUAAUCUUGAUUUAUUUUUUAUUGAUUGCGCCACUGCUGUAUUACGUUCGUCUGACAAGGGUUGUUGCAUUUUAGCAAUUUGUGGCCA
Molecule: messenger RNA, 1123 nt
Organism: Erythranthe guttata (spotted monkey flower)
Lineage: Eukaryota; Viridiplantae; Streptophyta; Magnoliopsida; Lamiales; Phrymaceae
Cellular component (GO): membrane; mitochondrial inner membrane peptidase complex
Molecular function (GO): serine-type endopeptidase activity
Source: RefSeq, a predicted model, not a curated record